This is a messenger RNA of Ciona intestinalis (vase tunicate), 3817 nucleotides long. Lineage: Eukaryota; Metazoa; Chordata; Ascidiacea; Phlebobranchia; Cionidae. The record is from RefSeq and is a predicted model, not a curated record.
UUUGUUUAAUUUCACUUUUUCGGAUAUUUAUAAAAGUAGGCCAAAUUGUUUUGAAUACAUAAUACCGAAUAUGUUUUUUGUUUACUGCUCUUCGAUACGAUAGCGAAGAACAAAUGAUUUUGAAACAAAGAAGAGACGGGAAUUAACAACAAAACUGAAUCAUGUGGUAGAGCAAAACAUUGAACUGUAUCUGCCAUCUGGUGUACAUGAAUAGCUUAAGGCCACUGUCGAGCUACCCACGUCGCGCAACGGUUCAUAAUAAAAUAAAUUUCUGAGUAAUUUGUUCUCUUGAAUUAAGUGGUUUCUUUGACUAAUGUAAAACAUCAGUAUUUGUUUACAUAUUAGCUAAAACACAGCGCUUUUUUUACUUUAAAAAAAUAUUGCUCCCCUAAGAUAAUUUGUUUUUACUAAAUUUCGACCUAAUCGUUAAAAGGGAAAUUCCCUUAUUAUAACAAAAAAGUUUGGAAGCAAUUAUAAUAAAGUUGUUAUUCUGUUUUUUUUGGUUGUUUUAACGAAAAUGGAGACAAGUACACGUCUUUUGGAACGAAAAGAGCAAUUACUAUAUACCAUACAAAGGACAGGGAUAACGGAGAUCGUCUUCGGCGGGCUAACGGUCAUUCUAUGCAUAAUUUCGCUGGUAGUGGAUGGGGAUGCCCCAGGAACUUAUGCAACACACUCUGGAGCUGGAAUAUGGUGUAGUGCUGUUGCUAUAGCAGCAGGAGCGCUUAAUAUUACAGUUGUAAAAAAACAGGCCUUCAGUUUAAUUUAUGCUAGCAUGAUUUGCUCAAUUGUUGGCGCAUGUUUUAUGCUAAUAUUGAUUAUAAUUGAAACCAUUAGUUCGACGCUCAUUUUUAGUUACAUUUACGAAGUACCUGUUGGUAUAAUUCAUGUUGUUAUGCUUCUAUUCACAGUAGUACAAAUGGUGCUUCUCAUUUACAACAGUGUUAUAUUUGGAAAAAUAUAUAACGCUAAUAAAUCUAGAUUCGAAAAUAAUCCUAAUGAAUGUUGUUCUCCCUGCUGUUAUCCAAUCUCUGGCUCAAGUCAGCCAAUUGUGGUAUAUGUACCAGUAUCUGAAACUAAAUAUAAUGAAAUGGCAACUGUUUAAGACAGUGCGUUCAUAACAGAUUGAAAAAUUGCUUUUUAAUAUUGCAUUUUUUGAAAUCUUUUUGUCUAGAUUUGUGUCUGAAUUUUUUUUUUUUUUCUGAAAUGAGUAGGUGCAAAUUUUUGUGCUAAUAUGUUCAGGCCUAUUUACUUUUUAAUAUGUUAACGCUGUUUAAAAACAACCUUUUUCUAGAUUUUCUUACAAAUCUAAUUGUGUCUAGAUAUGAAUGUAUUAUGAAUCACUUAUGCAUUUUUAAAUGUGUCCACAGUACACAGUUCAAAUUUGAAAAAUUGUGCUGAUUUGUUAAAGUAAUUUUUCUGUAAAACAGUUGAAUAAAUGUAUAUGUAUAUAAACCAUUAUCCUGUAAAUUCAUUGUUGCAUGCCAAUUGCCAUUGUCUUGAACUAUAAACCAUUUCUUGCUGACCUGUUUAACUUUUUGCAAUAUUUUGAUUUUGUAAACAUAUUUUUCCUAACAGCCAUUUUAUUUACAUACCAUUGUUCUGUAAUCCAAUGAUAACACAACACGCUAGUACACAAACAUAAACUUUUUUUAAUUUAACAUAUUUGAUUGUGUCUUAACUAUUCUGCCUUAAAACCAUUUCUGUUAUGUCAUAAACAGUGGUGCAACUAAAAAAAACAACAAAAAAUGAAACUUUUUUGUGAUAAAACCUUCAUUGUUGAGUAAAACACUCCUUUUACACCUUGAUUAAAAGGUAAUAUAUAAAAAGGAUUGAACAAACUUUUUUAAAACAAAAAACUAAAUAUCGCAAUUCGCAACUGUGUUUUUAUCCAGUUACUACCAAAUUACUCCUUUUUUUACAAUUUUUUACAAAAACCUUCCUCUGCCUACACCACUGGCUGUACAUUUUGUAACAUAUUUGCAGUAGCAGGUACCAGGAUGCCACUGUACAAGGGGUUAGGUAUAGGGCUUGGUACAGAUGCCCACACCAUAGUGCUUGACCUUGGUGAAGCUUAUUCUAAACUGGGGUUUGCCGGCGAAGACCAACCAAGGAUGGUGAUUCCAACUACUAUUGAAACUAUAGGUGGUCCAGUCACUUACAUAUUCAAAAGUGACCACACAUCCAUUGUCGGGCACGAAGUGGCUCCUGAUUUGCAACGGAGCAUUCAGACGUUUUUCGACAAAGUUUUUUACAAACAUCUGCAAGUGAAUCCGAAACUACAGCGGGUUAUUAUAUGCGAGUCACUUCUGAAUCCAACGAAGAUAAGGGAAGCUGUUGCAACUGUUCUGUUUCAACAUUUUGAGGUUCCAUCCAUCUUUUUUGCCCCACAUCAUCUACUGGCUUGCUUCACUAUUGCUGUCAAUACAGCUCUUGUAUUAGACUGUUCAUAUCGGGAGACUCUUGUUAUACCUGUCAUUGAGAAUACACCUGUGUUAUGGGGUUGGCAAGCUGCACCGCUUGGAGCUGCCAGUAUACACCACUCUAUCAUGGAUGAGAUAUUGGAUAAAGGAAAGAUACAACUUGAGCAUAAUCCCGCUACACCUGUCACUCAAAGACUCAGUGAUAAAGUGCUGGAGGAUAUAAAGGUGAAAGCUUGUUUUGUGAGUGAAUAUGAAAGAGCUAAGAAAAUUCAAUCUGCAAAGUGGAGCAAAGAACCUAUAGAGGAAAUCUUGCAACAGAAGGAGAUGGUUUACCCACUAGAUGGGGUUACAAGGCUUAUUAUUCCUUCCUCUAUUCGUGAGAAUGCAGCAGAAGUUUUAUUUGAGCAGGAUAAUGACCAAGUAUCUGUUGCCACUCUUGUUCUUGAUUCACUUCUUAAUUGUCCAAUUGAUUCUCGUAAAGAACUGGCAAGGAAUCUUCUUGUAACAGGUGGUACAUCCAUGCUACCAGGUUUUAGACACAGGUUGUUGUUUGAACUGAAGGAAUUAGUUCAACAUGAAGAAAGAUAUAAUAGCAAGUUAUCUGAGUGUGAGUUUCGUGUCCACAACCCCCCUAUACAUGCAAACCUAGUUGGUUGGCUCGGUGCUUCUAUCUUCGCGACUCUGGAAGCUUUUCAAAGGAAAUCAAUUACAAAGGAAUAUUUUAACCAGCACAAUGGUAAACUCCCUGAUUGGUGUGCAACUGACAUAACACCACCAAAUGAAGCCAUACUACCACCAUUUAAGGUUAAACCAAGACUAUCACUACCAAGUGCUGGGACCAAGAGAAUUAAAUCUGAAAGUCACCAUACAAAAAGUGAAUCAUGACUGCUUUUAUUUAAACAAAACAAAAUACUGUGCCUAUGAUGUAACAAGUGUUACAGUAAUAUCAUAAGCAACACAAUGUAACACUGUUUAGUAGUAUCCUGCACUACGUUCCGUUAUGAACAAAAAGGUGCCUAAAACACAAAAAUUAUAGUUAUUCUCAAUAAAAACAUAACAGCCUUAUGUAUAUUAAUGUUACAAUUACUAUUUUCUUUAUUUCAAAACAUCACUAAAGAUGGUAUACCUUUUAAAAAUGAAAAGUUUUUGUUAGAUAUAUAUGGAGUUACGGGCUGUCCUGUUUGUAUUAAAAUGAUCAGAAAUUUGACAUAGUUUUGUGUUCACAAUACAACUCUUGUAUAACAAUAUUUCACAAACACGUAAGUUUUAACAAUUUUAAUAGGUAGAAUGCGCACAGUUUCAUAACACUGAAGAAUGUAAAGUUUCAAUAUAAAUUAGGUGUGCGUAAACUGCAUGUGCGUCAGUAACAAAUUGUAUUUAUUGCAUGUAAAAGU